Messenger RNA from Hemisphaericaspora subhashii, 417 nucleotides. RefSeq names its product Hsk3p (gene HSK3). The transcript has a single exon. The record is from RefSeq and is a predicted model, not a curated record. NCBI's taxonomy places the organism in Eukaryota, Fungi, Ascomycota, Pichiomycetes, Serinales, Debaryomycetaceae. The coding region runs from base 1 to 417 and encodes 138 amino acids. Gene Ontology annotation, cellular component: DASH complex. Gene Ontology annotation, biological process: attachment of spindle microtubules to kinetochore.
AUGGAUAUUCAAAAGACUCCAUUAAAGAUAAAGACUCCGAAUAGAUCAUCUAAUGAAAGUGUCAAUACUUCAAAUGCUGCUGCUACUAGAACUCAACGUCAAUUAAGUCAUUUGAAUUCUCAAGUUGCUCAAUUACAUGCUAAUAUAUGUGAUUUUAAUGAACAAAUUGCGAUUACAACAAGACAAUAUCAAGAUAUUCAAACAUUGGGUAAAAUACAUGGAAGUUUAUUUAUGGCUUCUCGUACUGUUUUUGAAAAUGAUAAUUUCGACGCUGAUGGNAAAUACAUGGAAGUUUAUUUAUGGCUUCUCGUACUGUUUUUGAAAAUGAUAAUUUUGAUGCUGAUGGAGAUCAACAAGAGGUUUCAAAUUGAUUUGACCUCAAUGGGCUUUGCAAUCAAAACAUCAAGUCCAGAGUAA